AAUAAUACUAGUGGAUUGAUUCAUCAUAAUAAUCAAGGGCUGCUGUUUAAAAUUUUAAAAUGAUAGAAGUGUCAUGUCUUUUAUUAGCAAUCUACUUGGCUUAUUAAAAUUGACAAAUACUAACGAUGAAUUUAAAUAAGAACUUUGAAGUCUGACAAAUUUUUAACAAUUACAGUAAAUUUUGAGUGUAUAGAAAUGAAUUUCGAGGUAAAAAUUAGAGCUAAACAUAAGAGAUAAUACUUUAAGGCUCCAAAAAAUACGAUAUAUAAAUUUAUUUUGAGCAAUUCUAAAAAAUAAAGCUAUACACAUCAUUAGAGCAAUAAUUCAAAUAUUUAGCAUUUCUUAUAUGUAAAACUACAAUGUUCAAGAAUUUAGAACAAGCUUUUUUGCUCUAAGUGA
Messenger RNA from Paramecium sonneborni, 399 nucleotides. NCBI's taxonomy places the organism in Eukaryota, Ciliophora, Oligohymenophorea, Peniculida, Parameciidae. The record is from the annotation of a GenBank genome assembly.